UUACAUGUCUACAUGAUGAGUUUUAGAACGCAUCAAUAUUGCAAAUACGAAAAUAUAUGAUUUCAAAGACGAAUAUAAAGAGAAAGAAGAAAAGUGAACAAGAGAAAGGGCGGGAAGGGAGUGAAUAAUAAUAUAUUAUAACUAGAGGAUUAUGAAAAAAAUCCUACAACUCUAGGUUCUAGGUUUGCAAUCUUGAUAUUGCAUCCUGAAGAGCACGAUAAUCAGUACAGAGGAAGAAGAAUAUAAACAAUGGGAAAACACGAAGUAGGCACACCAAAAUAUAUUGCUAAUAAGAUCAAAGCCAAAGGAUUACAGAAGCUGAGAUGGUAUUGUCAAAUGUGUCAGAAACAAUGCCGAGACGAAAAUGGAUUCAAAUGCCACACGAUGUCAGAAUCACACCAUCGUCAACUGUUACUAUUCGCCGAGAACGCUCAUCGAUAUAUGGAUCAAUUCUCACGAGAAUUUUCCCAAGGAUAUCUGAAUUUAUUAAAGAGACAAUUCGGUACAAGACGAGUACCAGCAAACCGAGUAUACCAGGAAUACAUCUCUGACAGAGGACAUAUACACAUGAAUGCGACUCAGUGGCUUACUUUAACAGCAUUUGUUAAAUGGCUUGGACGUAGUGGACAGUGUGUUGUGGAUGAAACGGAAAAAGGCUGGUAUGUUACAUAUAUUGAUAGGGAUCCUGAGACACUCGCUGCACAGGAGAGAAAAGCAAAGAAAGAAAAAAUGGAAAAGGACGAUGAGGAGCGAAUGAUGGAUUUUAUUGAAAAGCAAGUAGAGAGAGAGAAGACAAAACAUGAUGCACAGGAAGAAGAAAAUGAAACAUUCAAAACACCAUUAAUGCGUUCUGAGAAUGAUGCACCUUUAGUACUUGAUAUAAAGUUGAAACCAAAACCAAAGUUGCUACCUGUGUUCAAUAUAAAACAAGAGAAAAAAGAUGAAAAUACUAGCAAUCAAGACAAACCAGGUUCUAGCAAAAUACUUGACGAAAAAGAUAGGAAAUCAAAAAGAUCCAAUCAUGAUAAUGAGACAGGAUCUGUCAAGAAGUUAAAGAGUGACAAUAAUCUUCCUGCAAUUGAAGGUUGGCUUAAGAAAGGUUUAAUGGUUAAGGUAACCACAAAAAGUCUAAGUGACAAAUAUUAUAAAGCUAAAGGUAUUGUUCAAUCAGUUGAAAAAGAUGGUUUUGUCGCUAAAGUGAAACUAAAGACACCAGAAGAAGUUGAUGGACAUAUUAUACGACUGGAUCAAGAAUACUUGGAGACAGUAAUUCCUGCAAUAGGGAAAGAAGUCUUGAUUCUUUGGGGAAAGCAUAAAGACAAGAUAGCAAUAGUAAAGAAAUUACAUAUUGAACAUUACAGUAUAGAUGUUGAACUCAAAAAAGAUAAAAAAAUUGUGGAAAAGCUUCCAUAUGAACAAGUAUGCAAGUAUGUAGAUUGAAGAAUAUUGUGUGGAAAAAAACAAUAUAUUUUAAUAUCAUUUAAUAAUAUCCUGCAUUACUUAUUGCAUUAAUCUAAAGAGCACCUGUGUACAAACAACUAAUAUAAGGUAUGAAGGAAACAUGGAACUUUAUAUAUAAAAUUUUUUACUGUUUAGGAAACAAUUUUUUGCAAAAUAU
Cataglyphis hispanica is the source of this 1618-nucleotide messenger RNA. RefSeq names its product DNA/RNA-binding protein KIN17 (gene kin17). The record is from RefSeq and is a predicted model, not a curated record. Bases 250 to 1440 code for a protein of 396 amino acids. Lineage: Eukaryota; Metazoa; Arthropoda; Insecta; Hymenoptera; Formicidae. The transcript is spliced from 2 exons. Gene Ontology annotation, cellular component: nucleus. Gene Ontology annotation, molecular function: double-stranded DNA binding. Gene Ontology annotation, biological process: DNA replication; DNA damage response.